Molecule: messenger RNA, 2992 nt
Organism: Mesocricetus auratus (golden hamster)
Lineage: Eukaryota; Metazoa; Chordata; Mammalia; Rodentia; Cricetidae
Gene: Asb13
Product: ankyrin repeat and SOCS box containing 13
Exons: 6
Coding region: 108-944 (278 amino acids)
Biological process (GO): positive regulation of protein catabolic process; intracellular signal transduction; protein ubiquitination
Molecular function (GO): protein binding
Source: RefSeq, a predicted model, not a curated record
GCGGUCCUGGAUAGGUCCUUGCUUGGUCCCGGUUUAAGUCGCGGCUCAGGUCCCAGCUCCCGGGAGUCACAAGACCGGUAGGCAGGGGCCCCCAGCCGGCGAGCCGCAUGGAGCCCCGCGCCGGGGACGGCUGCUUUCUGGGAGAUGUGGGUUUCUGGGUGGAGCGUACCCCUGUGCAUGAGGCAGCUCAGCGGGGUGAGAGCCUACAGCUUCAGCAGCUGAUUGAGAGUGGAGCAUGUGUUAAUCAGGUCACCGUGGACUCCAUCACACCCCUUCAUGCAGCGAGUCUGCAGGGCCAGGCCCAGUGUGUGCAACUGCUGCUGGCAGCUGGUGCCCAGGUGGAUGCACGCAACAUUGAUGGCAGCACCCCUCUCUGUGAUGCCUGUGCCUCAGGCAGCAUCGAGUGUGUGAAGCUCCUGCUGUCCUAUGGGGCGAAGGUCAACCCUCCUUUGUACACAGCAUCUCCGCUGCAUGAGGCCUGCAUGAGCGGGAGUUCUGAAUGUGUGAGGCUUCUUAUUGAUGUGGGGGCCAAUCUGGAAGCUCACGAUUGCCAUUUCGGGACGCCUCUACAUGUUGCCUGUGCACGAGAGCAUUUGGACUGUGUCAAAGUUUUGCUCAAUGCAGGAGCCAAUGUAAAUGCAGCUAAACUUCAUGAGACCGCCCUUCAUCAUGCAGCCAAGGUAAAGAACGUGGACCUCAUCGAGAUGCUCAUAGAGUUUGGAGGCAACAUCUACGCCCGGGACAACCGGGGGAAGAAGCCCUCGGACUACACGUGGAGCAGCAGUGCCCCGGCCAAGUGCUUUGAGUACUAUGAAAAGACACCUCUUACCCUCUCACAGCUCUGCAGGGUGAGCUUGAGGAAAGCCACUGGCGUUCGGGGGCUAGAGAAAGUCGCCAAAUUAAACAUCCCUCCACGGCUCAUCGACUACCUUUCCUACAACUGAGUUGCAGGCAGGGGCUGGAAAGGCUGGUGACUUGCCUGGCUAUCACCUUGUUGUGCCUAGCCUUGGGCCCUAAAGAGUUCUGCCCAUUUCUCUGAGACAGUAUCAUUGCUGUAGAUAGAUUGACGCUCCUCUGUUUCUUUUUGGCUGUCGUUUUGGAUGUCUUCUUCUGAACCCUGGAGAAGAUCUCGGAAGCACCAGGUGGUGGCCAGUGUCUGACAUCACAGUUGUGGAUAUAACCCUCAGUUGUCUUCUGAACUAAUGCUGUCAUUCUCGGCUGGGCUCAGUUCUCUAGGUUUCCUCUUGUCACCAACCUCCCUCUAAGGCACUGAAGACAGACAGUUGAAGGUGCACAGGAAAUACUGGGGACUCAGGACACUGAUGUUAAUUUUCCUAUGUCUGGGUGCCAUGCCACAAGAGCAUCAGGUUCUAAGCACCUGACCCUGUGACCUGGGAUGACCAUGUUGCUGGUAUCUUGCCACUCAGACAGAAUUUCUGGGGUAGCAGCUGGCACUUUUCAAGGUCUACCUGCACCCAGAUUUAUCACUCAGGGGCUUUACAGAUCUGAGUGGGGAAGACAGGCUUUGUACCCCUACAUCUACCAGUGUUUCUUGGAAUGAUUGUCUCCAAUAUUAGGACUCAACUCUUUUAAAAAGUUUAUGUUGGGGGCUAGAGAGAUAGCUUAGGACCGGAGUUCAGUUCCCAGCAUCCACAUCAGGCAGCUCACAAGGGCCUGUUACUUCAGCUCCAGGGGAUCCGACAGCCUUUUCUGACCUCAUUAAGUAUUCACACAUAUAUAUGUACACACACACACACACACACACACACACACACACACACACACACACACAAAGGUAUACAUAAAUAAAAUAAAAUCUUUUUUAAAAGUCUAUGUUGGAGAACCUUUAGAAUAUAUACGUAUAUAUGUAUAUAUGUGUCUCUCUGUAUAUGCAUAUGUAUAUGCUGUAACAAGAUUUGCAAUGAGUAAUGUAAACAAUAUAAACAAUAAGUAAUAUGAAGGCCUGGUGGCAUGUGUUCCCAUGGAUAGUCAUUUCCAAUGUAAAGGGCUGUUAGAAGACUUUUUUUGAGACAGGGUCUCACCAUGUGAUGCUGGCUGGCCUGAAACUUGCUAUGUAGAUCAGGCUGACCUUGAACUCAGAGAUCCACCUGUCUCUGCUCCCCCAGUAUUGUGAUUAAAGGUGUGCACCACCUUGCUCAGCUGUUUGAAAACUCUUUCGGGAUUGUUUUUCAUUUGUUUUUUUGUUCGCCCAAUGGAGUCUUCACCAAUCCUUUUAAGCUAAUUCCUUGAAGCUAUAAGAUUAGUAAAAUACAGUGACACCACUCCAGCACCCAUGAAUUUUUCUUGCAGAUGCUUCUGGAGUAUCUAUCGUGCAUAAGACAUCAGUGCAAGACUUGAAUCAGAUGGGAAUGUGAUUCAUCAGUCAAGCAGGAAACGAAAGUGGGCAUAAUCCUUUCCUAUAGUAAAGAAAAUGGAUCCUACAUUGUGGGUUUGAAAUAUUAAGUCUUGCAUUCAGACUGAAUUUUCCUGAUUAACAUUCUAUAUCUUUUUUUUUUUUUUUUUUUUGGUUUUUCGAGACAGGGUUUCUCUGUGGCUUUGGAGGCUGUCCUGGAACUCGCUUGGUAGUCCAGGCUGGUCUUGAACUCACAGAGAUCCUCCUGCCUCUGCCUCCUGAGUGCUGGGAUUAAAGGCGUGCGCCACCAACGCCCGGCUAACAUUCUAUAUCUUAAUAAUACUGAUAAUACCCCACAUACAACAGGGAGAGCUAAAGAAUUUUCCACUAGUCACUCAAUACCACGAAAAGCUACCUUAUUUCAGUUACAGUCUUAGGUAUAAGUUCUAAAUAAAUCCAUGUUUCUGCAUGUAAUAAUAAUAACAAUCAUUAUAUAGAGUAUUGGAUUCUGCCUCUUUCAUGUAACAGAAUCUUGCGUCUAUCAAUAAAACCCAAUUGUACCUCCACUCAGUCAGCAUAUCCUUUGGUAUAGAAUAAAGUCCCUUCACCAUUAUUGCCCAAUAAAGGUGGUUGAACGAA